GGGGAGGAGGAGGAGGAGGGGCUCCGGUGAACGAAAAGGACGGCCAGGUGGCGGCUUGCUGCGCUGCUCUUUUCUUGCCAGGGUCUGGCGCUGGGCUGAUCCUUCGCUCAGUCUUCAUAUCCUGACGUGCAUGCAAAAUGACGGCUUGUAAAUGAAGAAAUCACCCGGAGGCACCUUGGACCACGGUCAAAGCCGGACGUCGACGCGGGUUUGCUGUGCGCGUGCUCGGCUCAUCGCUUCGCCUUUUCUGGCCAGACGCAAGACGCAGACGCUUUGAUAGCUGCGACCUGCCCUCCACACUACCUCGGUCCGCAACCCGCAGGAAGCAACUCGUCCCGGGCCUUGCAGACAUCACACAGGAAAAAAAAGGGCCCCAAUCAGGCCGCGCUCGGGACUUGUUCGCUCAGACGACCACAAAGCCUGCUCAUCACCAAAUGGCCUCGCCAAGUGACGUUGCCGCUGCAGCGGCCCAGGCCCUCGGCCCCGAUCAUCUGUCCUCCCACAAGGCCGCAAAGGGCUCCUGGGUCGCCGUCUCGCUCCAGCGGCUGGUCCAGCACAGACUCGGCAACUUCCCCCGCCAGGCCAACACGUUUGGGUGGGUUCGGAACAACAACAGCGGCGGCAAUAACAGCAGCAGGAACAGCAGCGCCAACGCCAGGGCUGCUGAGGAGAGCCUCCCAAACACGGUGUUGCCCGGGCCCCCAUACGAGCCAGCCCCGGACGCCGCUGCGCCAGGACCGCUGCACGGGCAGCCAGAGCUGCCUCGAGAAGAGGCGCCCAUCGCUCCACAAGUCCCUGAACAAUACCACGACCACGACCACGGUCAUCAAAACUACCAUAAUUACCACCGUCAGGCUUCCCGAGAGGAUGUGCCGGCGCCGAAGGAGGCUCUCGAUCGGCUCGACAACCCUGGGGACACGGCGGACUCGGCAGCGCACUCGCAACAGGCGGCAAAGGGCAGAAAGCACCAACUGGUCGUCUCGGACUCGGACAUCUGCCUCGAGGAGCACGACGUGGACGGCAUCACGUUGGGCGACAGCUCAGAGACCAAGGAGUUCAAGAUCCACCCGACCGUCUCCAAAAACAGCAGCCAGGGCAGCACCUCGUCGGGCUCUAAGUACGGUCGGCAUCGGAUCCCGCACAUCAGCCUCAAGUCGCUCGUCAACACGAGCUGGCUGCGGCAGCGGCGGCGCAAGGACACGCACCACUCGCCCUUCCCGGUGCUGACGGCCGAGAACGUCCAGGUCACCCACCACAUCACAGUCGAGUACCACCACCAGGCGCCACCGCACUCGCACCCCAUCACCCCCGACGGGCCCGACUGCCGCAUUACCGCCGAGUACCCGGACUACGUCACCCAUCAGGCCCUGUUCGGCGGCAGCUUCCCCCAUCCCACGGCCGAGGAGGAGGAGGAGGAGCAGGAGGAGGUAGAGGCAGAAGACGCGCCGCCGGGGCCCAUAGCCGCCGGCUUCCCCGGCCCGCCGCGCAGGGGACGCCCGAGGAAGACGUCGCUGACGCUGCUCUCGAGCUCCGACCACGAGCAGGAGGAGCCCGAGAGAGCCCACACGCCUCUGACCCCGCGGCCCCACCACAAGAGGCAGCAGCAGGCGGACGCAGCCGCGUCCAUCUUUUCCUCCCAGCAGCAGCCUUCCCCGGACUAUGACGAGGCGGCAGCCGACCCAGUCCAGUUCUUGAGGCAGUCGGAGAAGCUCCAGGAGGAGCGCCGGCGGAGCUACCAGGACUCAAAGUUCGGCAGCCUCCGGAGGGCCAAGCCCAACUCGGUCCGCUCGCGCACCGAGUCCCCCCACACGCGCGCCUAACCGCAGCUUGAGGCCGUCCCGCCCACGCCCGCGCUCGAGCUGUCGAGCCACCUGCUCGCUAACCAGGCCAAGGCCGGGGAGCUGGGGGCUGACAACCAUCACGAGCGACAAGAAGAAGAAGAAGAAGAAGAAGAGGA
Messenger RNA from Gaeumannomyces tritici R3-111a-1, 1957 nucleotides. RefSeq lists its product as hypothetical. The record is from RefSeq and is a predicted model, not a curated record. Lineage: Eukaryota; Fungi; Ascomycota; Sordariomycetes; Magnaporthales; Magnaporthaceae. The transcript has a single exon. The coding region runs from base 435 to 1820 and encodes 461 amino acids.